UCCAAGAUGUCGGAUGCAAGGAGCGACAGCAAUGUCAACCAUGCGACGAAAACCACCCAAGCCACCACGACAAUAACCAUAGCGAUAUGUGUUCCGAUUGCGAUAGUUGCGCUCAUCAUCUCAGCCGUCGCAAUCUCCAAACCCAUUGGCUCUGACAUCACAGUCCAGGGUGAAACAACAGGUACUCAGCAAACUCCCCAGCCUGAAGUAGCAUACUCACCCAGUACCUAUGACGCCAGCCGGUGUCAGGUCUCCAAUAGAAAGAGAAUUUACACGCUGGCCAUUGGAUUCGAUAUUGGGCCUUAUGAAUAUAGUGACGACAGCGGGUUUCAAGUUGGAUUCGGUCGCGACCUUAUAGACGCAGUGUGUCAGGAGGCGGGAAUUGAUUGCAGGAUUGUCAGGGAGCCUACCACCAACUGCAUGUUCUCAGAGAGAGGACAGCCACACAGAGGAGGGAUAGGACUUAUGGAAGGUUGGUACGACGCCUGCACCGGGUGGCUGACCACACGUCAACGGAAGCAGAUUUUCGCAUUUUCCAAGCCGUUUUUGAAACCUAUCGAGGUCUAUUUCUACGCCUUUCCUGGAUUUAAUCCAUUCAAUAUCACUGGAAAGAAAAUAGGACUGAUAAGCGGGCUCUUCACUAACGAAGCCUGUCUAGCCGGACUGGACCAGGUGGCUGGAAGAGACGUCCCGCACUCCAACGUUUUCCACGCCCAGACGGUUGACGAGCUCGUGGCUAUGAUCCAGAACGGAACUGUAGACGUGGGUUUUAGCGCGAGGACUGCUUUGGCCACCAAAAUCAAUGGCACUAAUAUCCAACACUUCCCCUCGGAUCCCAUGUUCUGUAAGAAUGCUGGACAGCCUGGAAUGAUGACCCGUAAAGACAAUGACUUCAACUCCAAAUGGAAUGAAGGGUUUGAGAAACUUGUUUCUUCAGGACGUUUUAAACGCUUAUGUGAUGAGGCACGGAUUAAACACGGUCAUCGCGGUGAGAUAGAGUGUGUGGAUGCCUAACAACAGCUGGGAUCUGUAGCCUUCACCUUGAUUGCUGAAUCACAAAACAAUGCAUCCGUUACAUUGACCUUGAUUGUUACAACACAGAAAUAUAGGAAUUUGUAACCUUCACCUUGAUGGUUAAAACAAGGAUAUGGGCGGCCGUAAACUGAACCUGAUGUCUAGAUCACUUGGCCUUCAGUUUGAAAGCUAAACCACAGGACUAGGCGUCCGUAACUUUAAUGGCAACUUGUGGAACUUACAAGAAGCCAAGGCGAAAUUUAUAAAUGAAACUUAUGGAUAGAAUCGAAAAUUUAUUGAUGAUGUGCGAAUUUCAUAGUGAUGAAAAGAUGACUACCAACGAUAUCAGACCCGCAGUGUUUUUUAAGGAAGCACAACUGUAAUUCCAACAGGCUUAUUACAUGUAUAUGCAUAACUUCAGUGCUGCAGUUGACAAUUACCAUUACAAUUGACUAAUUUUAUUAAGUUCUUUUUUUGUUUUUGACAAAAUCAACAGUCUCA
Lingula anatina is the source of this 1515-nucleotide messenger RNA. RefSeq lists its product as uncharacterized. The record is from RefSeq and is a predicted model, not a curated record. NCBI's taxonomy places the organism in Eukaryota, Metazoa, Brachiopoda, Lingulata, Lingulida, Lingulidae.